UAAUCACUAAAAGGAAAAAGAUGGACAACAUCUAAUGUUGGUGAGGCUAUAGACCUUAAGAUUAGAAAGCGGCUGGGAUAGCAGAGGCGACUGGCCGCGUUACCGACUGACCAACUGACCAGGUGACUUAGUAACUUCGUUAAGUAAGGAAACUCAGUACCAUUACAUUUACCGAAAGCUGACAGCUUUUCAGAUGCAGCGCUCCCAGUUUAAGGAAAGUGCAGUUGGAGGCGGCGUGGGGCAGAGGGAGCCAGCCUCUGAACGAACUGCCCCAGGGUCGCGCAGAGGCGAGGCUGGGAAAGAAAGGUUGAGGAAGUCGGGGGACCUAGGCUGCCAGGACGCCCAAGAGCCUCCAGAGGUUCUGGUGGACCAGAGUCUGCGCACUCCGCCGAGAGCAUGCCCUUGGCUCAUCCAAUCAGAGCGGCGGAUCCAGGCGCCUGUCUGUCGCCUUGGCAACGGGACGCAUAAGCACGCGAGGCGCGCGGUGGCGGUUUGGAUCUGGCCCCUGGCGAAUCGCGUUAUGUCGCGACCGAAGAACCAAAAUUACAAGGGCCAUGGAUUGUCAAAGGGAAAAGAGCGAGAGCAGAGAGCAUCGAUCCGGUUCAAGACCACCCUCAUGAACACACUCAUGGACGUCCUUCGCCACAGGCCAGGAUGGGUGGAAGUGAAGGACGAAGGGGAGUGGGAUUUCUACUGGUGUGACGUCAGCUGGCUCCGGGAGAACUUCGACCACACCUACAUGGAUGAACAUGUGCGGAUCAGUCACUUCCGGAACCACUAUGAGCUGACCCGGAAGAACUACAUGGUGAAGAACCUGAAGCGGUUCCGGAAGCAGCUGGAGCGUGAGGCAGGAAAGCUGGAGGCAGCCAAGUGCGACUUCUUCCCCAAAACCUUUGAGAUGCCUUGCGAGUACCACCUGUUUGUAGAGGAGUUUCGCAAAAACCCAGGAAUCACCUGGAUCAUGAAGCCUGUAGCCCGGUCUCAAGGGAAAGGCAUCUUCCUCUUCCGUAGGCUGAAGGACAUCAUGGACUGGAGGAAGGACACAAGAAGCUCUGACGACCAGAAAGAUGAUAUUCCUGUGGAGAACUAUGUGGCUCAGCGUUACAUUGAAAAUCCCUACCUGAUAGGAGGCCGCAAGUUUGACCUGCGUGUCUAUGUGCUGGUGAUGUCGUACAUCCCGCUGCGGGCCUGGCUCUACCGGGAUGGCUUUGCCCGAUUCUCCAACACCCGCUUCACACUGAACAGCAUUGAUGACCAGUAUGUUCACCUCACCAACGUGGCUGUGCAAAAAACAUCUCCCGACUACCACCCAAAGAAGGGCUGCAAGUGGAUGCUGCAGCGCUUCCGGCAGUACCUGGCGUCCAAACACGGGCCCGAGGCAGUGGAGACACUCUUCAGGGACAUCGACAACAUCUUUGUCAAAAGCCUGCAGAGUGUGCAGAAGGUGAUCAUCAGUGACAAGCACUGCUUCGAGCUGUACGGCUACGACAUCCUCAUCGACCAGGACCUCAAGCCGUGGCUCCUGGAGGUCAAUGCGUCCCCAUCACUGACAGCCAGCAGCCAGGAAGACUAUGAGCUCAAGACCUGCCUCCUGGAAGACACCCUGCAUGUUGUGGACAUGGAAGCGAGGCUCACGGGAAGGGAGAAGCGAGUCGGGGGCUUUGACCUCAUGUGGAAUGAUGGCCCUGUUAGCAGAGAGGAGGGGGCUCCUGACCUGUCGGGAAUGGGAAACUUUGUGACCAACACACACCUCGUCUGGCCCUGGCUUCUUCACGUGGUAGACUUGGUGUUCCAAGAGGGUGAGAAAACACACUGCAAAGCCUUUUGCGGCCCGGACUCAGAAGUCCCAUAAAGUCAUUCUGCUACAAUCAAAGCAUUUGCUGGUUUAGCCCAGUCACUGGGUAAGAAAACAGACCCCACCUCGCCGGGCGCGGUGGCUCACGCCUGUAAUCCCAACACUUUGGGAGGCCGAGGCGGGCGGAUCAUGAGGUCAGGAGAGCGAAACCAUCCUGGCUAACACGGUGAAACACUGUCUCUACUAAAAAAUACAAAAAAAUUAGCCAGGCGUGCUGGUAGGCGCCUGUAGUCAGCUACUCGGGAGGCUGAGGCAGGAGAAUGGCGUGAACCCGGGAGGCGGGGCUUGCAGUGAGCCGAGAUUGCGCCACUGCACUCCAGCCUGGGCGACAGAGCGAGACUGUCUCACACAGAAAAAGAAAAAAAAAAAAAAAAAGAAAGAAAAUAGACCCCACCUUUUGAUGAGAGGAGCAGCAAAGUCACCUUGCACAGAGGUGUGCAUAUAGGAACAUUGUUGCUGCCUUCUUUGCCAACAGUGCACCUCAGAUAUCAAUGCGCUACUUCCUGGACCCCCAUUUGAGUAGCAAAGAUGGAAAGCGACGGUUCUCUAUCUUGGCUGCCCAUUGGAAUCACCUGGGAGCUUUAAAGACUACUGACGCCUGCCAGAUCAAGAUACGGUUGGUGUGGGCAUCAGUAGCUUUUAAAGCUCCCAGGUGAUUCCAAUAUGCAGCCCAAGUUGAGAGCUACUGGUUUUUUUGUUUGUUUGUUUGUUUGUUUGUUUUGAGACGGAGUCUCGCUCUGUUGCCCAGGCUGGAGUGCAGUGGUGCAAUCAUAGCUCACUGUAACUAACCUCAAACUCCCAGGCUCAAGCAGUCCUCCUACCUCAGCCUCCCGAGUAGCUAGGCCUACAGGCACACACCACACCUGGCUAAUUUUAUUUUUGUGUGUGUGAUUUUUUUCCUGUAGAGACAAAAUCUCACUAUAUUGACCAGGCUGGGAGAGCCAGUGCUUUAGAAGUCUCUAGAAUUAUUCCUGUUUCAAGUGUUUGGGUUUAUGGUGGUAAACACAAGGGUAGCUGGUUAGGGUAGGAAGAGUACUGAUGAACUGAGUUAGGGAAGCGUUCAGGGACAUCCAGGUGAAAGGGUCAGCAGAUAACUCAGAGAUGAGUGUAGAACUCCAAGAAGUUUGCACUGGACAAGAAGACUCGAGAGUUAGGAAUGAGCCAAAUAGAGUUUAAGUUAGGGCUGCAUGGAACUCACUCUGGAAAACCCUGAGGAUGUGCAUCGUAGGCUCUCAGCUCAGUGAAUGGCUGAGUGAGUGUCUGGGAAGCAGGGACAGGGUUUGGGGGGAUGUGGAAGAUGGCAGACACCCCCAGGUCAGAACUAGUGGCCACAGAGAUUCAGUCAUUCAAGCAGCAUUUUUGAGUGCCAGCAAUGUGCCUGGCAUGAGGUUAAAUGACCAUAGUUACCUCAAGGAUCAGCUCUGAGAGCAAACAGCCAACAUGUAGCACCAUGAACGUCCUGGGAGAGACGUCUCAGCAGCUCACGGCACCCUCAGCACGAACUGCCUGGGAUUGGGGGCCACAUGUACGGAAAACUCAUCUCUUAGCCAGUUGUGCCUGGCACAUGGGUUGGGUAAGGGAAGAAAGCUAACAGUACUGGGCAGCUAUGAGGUGCCAGGCACUGUGCUAGCUUUAAAUGCAUUUUCACUGAGCAAAGCCAGGAGAAGCAGCAGCGUGGGGUAGUGGUUAAGAGUGUGGCUCUGGCACCAGGUAGUCUGGGUUCAAAUGAUUUAACCUCUCUGAGCCUGUUUUCCCUUCUACACAUCAUUCCUGCGAGGGCCAAACAAAUCCAUCCACAUUCAGCAUCUGGAGCAGUUCCUGGCUUGAGGCUGUGUCAACGAUCGGAAGAAACAACUGAGGCAGCUCUUCUGCUCCCUUCAAGUUCAGAAGAAAGCUUCCAGUUGAUCCCCAGCUG
Molecule: messenger RNA, 3770 nt
Organism: Pan troglodytes (chimpanzee)
Lineage: Eukaryota; Metazoa; Chordata; Mammalia; Primates; Hominidae
Gene: TTLL9
Product: tubulin tyrosine ligase like 9
Exons: 15
Coding region: 194-1852 (552 amino acids)
Biological process (GO): protein polyglutamylation; microtubule cytoskeleton organization
Cellular component (GO): ciliary basal body
Molecular function (GO): tubulin-glutamic acid ligase activity; tubulin binding
Source: RefSeq, a predicted model, not a curated record